Molecule: messenger RNA, 1111 nt
Organism: Brassicogethes aeneus
Lineage: Eukaryota; Metazoa; Arthropoda; Insecta; Coleoptera; Nitidulidae
Source: the annotation of a GenBank genome assembly
UAAAUAGCCACAUAAGAAAAUCAUUUUUGGUUAAAGGGAUAAAACAUCUUGGUACCACACUGAUAUAUUAAAUUAAUUGUCAUUAAAAAUUGAUUAAAAACACAUCUUGUCAAACAUAAAAAUUUUCCUUUGGUAAUUAUUGGGGGGCUGUAAGUUAAAAUUAAAGUGCUCGUUUAAAAAAUGGAGCUAGUCUCCACUCCAAAUCCUCAUUUUAUACCUGGAUAUACAGGAUUUUGCCCACAAUACAAAUACCGUAUAGGUGAUACUUUUGGUACGACCACUCAUAAAGUCCUUUUGGAUCCUACAGUGCACCAUGCAGAAAAACUGGUACUUUCUGAUAGAACCAGAGACGAUUUUCAAGUCUACAGACCUCCAACCAAAGAUAUUGAAAUUGUAAACGACAGACUUGGUGAUACAGUGUACAAACAUCCUAUGAUACCAGGCUACGAAGGUUUUGUGCCAAGAGAACACAGCGCAUUUGGACAAAGAUACACAGUACAAGCAACAGAGGCUCUUUCGGAAUUCGAAAAACUACAAAACGCCGACCAGGCAGCUUUAAAUCAACUGGCCACAAUUGGUGCAAUUCAAAGUGGAAAGUGGGAUCCGAAAACGUUGGAAGAUAAAGCGUUGGUCAAAAGUCAGUUCAAACUGCCCUUAAUAGAAGUAAGACCGGAAUGUGCGGCAGUGAUAAGAAACCUGCCAGUGGAUGAACCUCCUUUGGCCCCACCCAGACAUUCAAGUGAUAGCCCCUAUUUUAUGGACAAUGCUUCGCCCGAUAAAUACUUAAAAUCAGGUUUUACUGGACACGUUCCUUUUGGAUAUGCGUCCUUUGGUAAAAGCAAUGAAGCGAUGACAAAUAGCGCGCUGUGCGAUUUCACAGCGAAUUACAGAAAGAGAUUAAGCACGGAAUGGUCGCCCGUUACAACGUCCAGGCCAGAUCCGCCCCUGUUAAUUUCGCCUACGGAGAUUUAUCAUAGGCAACUAGGACAACUUCCUAAUUAUGGCGGACACAUUCCAGGCGCAAUAUUCAGAUUUGGUAAAACAUAUGGCAACGAUUCCAGAGAUGCAAAACGUUGGUUACGAGGAGAUUUCAGCACAUAAAUUCAUGUUU